GUACUAUUUUGCUGGGCUAAUCAAUCUCUUCCUCCGGUCCGCCGCAUCACCGUUCCUCCCGGCGGAAGCAGCGGCCAACACCGGAGCGCAGCAAGCAUGUCCGGGGCGGCGGCGGCGGCGGCGCGGGCGCUGCCCAAGGCGGUGACCUUCGUGACGGGCAACGCCAAGAAGCUGGAGGAAGUCCGCGCCAUCCUCGGCUCCUCCAUCCCCUUCCAGUCCCUCAAGCUCGACCUCCCUGAAUUGCAAGGUGAGCCGGAGGACAUAUCUAAAGAGAAAGCACGAAUGGCUGCAUCCCAGGUGAAUGGGCCUGUACUUGUUGAGGACACCUGCCUAUGCUUCAAUGCACUCAAAGGCUUACCAGGGCCCUACAUAAAAUGGUUCCUUGAGAAAACUGGGCAUGAAGGUUUGAACAAUUUGUUGCUAGCCUAUGAAGAUAAAUCUGCUUUUGCUAUGUGCAUCUUUUCUCUUGCUCUUGGACCAGGAGAAGAACCAAUGACAUUCGUUGGGAAAACAGCAGGAAAGAUUGUGCCUGCUAGAGGACCUGCUGAUUUUGGAUGGGACCCAGUAUUCCAACCAGAUGGUUUUGAUCAAACCUACGCUGAGAUGCCCAAGUCAGUGAAGAAUCAAAUAUCUCACAGGGGAAAAGCUCUUGCUUUGGUGAAAGAACACUUUGCAGCUGCCAACUAUAAAGUUCAGAACGAUGGUUCAGCUUGAACUUGGUGAUGAUCCGACUCCGUUGCGAUUCUUGCCACUUCACCAAGUUGUGACAACCAAUUAAAGAUGUCAAAUACAUUAAAUACGUCUCGCCUAGCUAUCUGCUUGUGCAACAUGCUCGGUGCCUGAAUCUGAAUGGGAGAAUAAGUAUCUUCUUCACCUAUGCAAAGUGUA
Messenger RNA from Oryza sativa Japonica Group (Japanese rice), 888 nucleotides. Lineage: Eukaryota; Viridiplantae; Streptophyta; Magnoliopsida; Poales; Poaceae. The record is from RefSeq and is a predicted model, not a curated record.